Molecule: messenger RNA, 808 nt
Organism: Acanthamoeba castellanii str. Neff
Lineage: Eukaryota; Discosea; Longamoebia; Acanthamoebidae
Exons: 1
Source: RefSeq, a predicted model, not a curated record
AUGUCGUCUGCGCGAGCCUACGAUUUUAUGGCCCUGCGCCGCCAGUGGGCCGCCAUUGAAGAAGACACCCGCACUCCCGCCGCGGUCGCCGCCAGCCGUGGCCCUACCGACGCACCCUCAGCUCCUCCUCGUGGCCAGCCGCACCAUCAACAACAAACUGAAGACAAGAACGAAGGAGAAGAAGAGAAGAAGACGAAAAUAACGACCGUUGAUGAAAAAAGGCGAACAGAAAAGGCGGCAGAUGAGGCAGAGGCGCAAAUCGUCAACGAUGAUCUCGCCAGCGGGGAAGACGAGGACCCGGCCAGCCUGGGAGGCAUCAGAGGUGGAGGCUAUGGCGCGCCCGAGCAGUGGAUCGCAGAAGAUGAGGAAAUCCAGAAUCCGAGUAGCGGCAAGAUGGAGCAAGAUGAUGAUGACGAUGGCGCCUGCGCGGCACGGGGCGGUGGCUAUGGGGCCGUAGAGGGAGCGGCACCAGACGAUGCAGUCGACGACAGGUGGAGCAGCGUGUACGAGGCCUCCGACGUGUUCAUCGCUUCCCUCCAGCAGUCGGCGACCCUCUACAAACAGAAGAAGAAGAAGGAGCAGGCAAAGGGCGGUGUAAGUGAAGGCGAGGGCGAAGGCGAGGGUGAGGAGGUGAUGGAGUGGUUCGCGAAGUACUACCAGCCGGGCGAAGGCUCCAGCAGCAGCGCCUACGAGGACGACGACCAGGUGCACGCGACCAUCACCAACAAUAAGAAGAGGAGCAGGAGGACCAAGGGCAAGAAGAAGAAGAAGGUCGCCACGAAGAAAGAGCAGGAGCAAAAGGGCGAGA